Molecule: messenger RNA, 1803 nt
Organism: Sander lucioperca (pikeperch)
Lineage: Eukaryota; Metazoa; Chordata; Actinopteri; Perciformes; Percidae
Gene: apbb3
Product: amyloid beta (A4) precursor protein-binding, family B, member 3
Exons: 13
Coding region: 285-1787 (500 amino acids)
Biological process (GO): regulation of DNA-templated transcription
Cellular component (GO): nucleus; cytoplasm
Molecular function (GO): amyloid-beta binding; transcription factor binding
Source: RefSeq, a predicted model, not a curated record
GAGAGACAGAGAGAGAGACAGAGAGAGAGAGAGAGAGAGCGAGACAGAGAGAGAGAGACAGAGAGAGAGAGAAAACGCUGGGACGGGAAUCAAAUAGAGAAGAAUAAGACUGAUGUUGUCGUCUGAGAGAGUCACCGAGACGGAGAGAGAGGCAGGGAGCAGGCUUUAACUGGGCCUGAGUGUGUGUGUGUGUGUGUGUCUCUGUGAGUGUGUGUGUGUGUGUGUGUGUGUGUGUGUGUGUGUGUGUGUGUGUGUUGGAGGGCGAUCAGCUGAUUGGAGCACACAUGUUGGAGGGCGGAGCCAUGAUGGGCAAAGAUUACAUGUUGGCCAUCCUCAUAGUCAACUAUGACGACAACAUCUGGACAGACCAGAACCUGCUGCUGGAUCCAGACCUCCCCUCUGGAUGGAGAACCAUCAAAGACUCGACAGGAACGUACUACUGGCACGUUCCCACGGGGGCCACGCAGUGGCAUCACCCCCGCCUCAGUGGGACGCCAACGCUGCUCCACACACAGCAGGAGGAAGCUGGACAGGAGAGCACCGACGUAGAGACAGACGGAUCACCUGAGGCCAGGUCUUCGUGGCAUGAAGAUUAUCUCACCAACGCCGAGCCAAACUCCAAGUGUUUUGCAGUGCGGUCUCUGGGAUGGCUGGAGGUAGAGGAGGAGGACCUGUCUCCAGGUCGCAGCAGUCUUGCUGUCAGUAACGUCAUCCAGCAGCUGUCUCAAUGCACCAGCCCCGAGCAGAGAGACAGGCAGGGGGCCUGGGGGGAGGGCCGGGAGAUGAAGAUGGUUCUGAAGAAAGACACUCUGACGCUGUUGGACCCUUUAGACCACACCCCCCUGCACUCUCAGCCAAUCAUCAACAUCCGUGUCUGGGGGGUGGGCUGCAACAACGGCAGGGACAGAGACUUUGCCUUCGUGGCUGGUGAUAAGGACAGCUGUGUGUUGAAGUGUCACGUGUUUCGCUGCAACGCUCCGGCCAAAGCCAUCGCCACGGCGCUGCACGAGAUGUGCUCCAAGAUGAUGACGUCAGAGAAGACUCUGAUGCGGCCGUCUCGCUCCCUGACGAUGGACAGCAUCUCACCUGAAGACCUGCCCAGACAAGUGGAGUUUCUGGAGGCGGUGCGGCAACAGGUGCAGAAGUUUGAGGUCCAGUACAUCGGGAACCUGCCGGUGUCCAGAGCCAUGGGUAGGACAGAAUCACACCAACAUUCAGCAUCCCGACAGAGGAUGGAGGUGUUGAACCGGGCGAUAGAAAGCAUCAUGAACUCCACUGACAGAGACGAGUGGGAACCCACGGUGAUCCACGUCACUGACAACAUCCUGUCUCUCUGGAGGGGCCAGGAAGGGGAGGAGCCUGUGUGGGAGUGUCAGGUGCGUUUCCUGACCUUUCUGGGCGUCGGCCACGACAGCCACACCUUCGCCGUGAUCGUGGACGGCGGCACGCAGCGGUUUGAAUGUCACGUGUUCUGGUGUGAGCCGGACGCAGGAAACCUGUCAGAGGCCGUGCAGGCCGCAUGCAUGGUGCAGUACCAGAAGUGUCUGGUGGCUCAGACUCCGCCCCCGAGGACCAAGUCAUGGCGUGCGGCCGCGUCAAAGGUCAAACGGGCCAACUCCAUGGACGCCUUCCCUCCUCUCUCCUCCCAUCUCCAUGGCAACGGCAACAGCAGCAGCAGCAGCAGCAGCGCCACGGCAACAGUGCCCAGGGUAACCAAGGGCAACAGCAGGAAGGGGAUGUUGGCGUUCUUCGAAACCUUCCGUAAACAGGCCGCCACCUCCCAAUGACGGGGGGCGGGGCCAA